Messenger RNA from Knipowitschia caucasica, 2214 nucleotides. Lineage: Eukaryota; Metazoa; Chordata; Actinopteri; Gobiiformes; Gobiidae. The record is from the annotation of a GenBank genome assembly.
AUGAUGAUGUCUCUAUCGUUGCUCUUCCAUCUUUCAGAAUCUGUCUCGUUCUAUCGCUCCAUAACACUCUCUCCUCUACACUCUCUCCUCUACACUCUCUCUUCUACACUCUCUCCUCUACACGCUCUCCUCUACACUCUCUCCUCUACACUCUCUCCUCUACACUCUCUCCUCUACACUCUCUCUUCUACACUCUCUCCUCUACACUCUCUCUUCUACACUCUCUCUUCUACACUCUCUCCUCUACACUCUCUCUUCUACACUCUCUCCUCUACACUCUCUCCUCUACACUCUCUCUUCUACACUCUCUCCUCUACACUCUCUCUUCUACACUCUCUCCUCUACACUCUCUCCUCUACACUCUCUCCUCUACACUCUCUCCUCUACACUCUCUCCUCUACACUCUCUCCUCUACACUCUCUCUUCUACACUCUCUCUUCUACACUCUCUCCUACUCUACACUCUCUCCUCUACACUCUCUCUUCUACACUCUCUCCUCUACACUCUCUCUUCUACACUCUCUCUUCUACACUCUCUCUUCUACACUCUCUCUUCUACACUCUCUCUUCUACACUCUCUCUUCUACACUCUCUCUUCUACACUCUCUCUCUACACUCUCUCCUCUACACUCUCUCUCUACACUCUCUCCUCUACACUCUCUCCUCUACACUCUCUCCUCUACACUCUCUCCUCUACACUCUCUCUUCUACACUCUCUCCUCUACACUCUCUCCUCUACACUCUCUCCUCUACACUCUCUCUCCUCUACACUCUCUCCUCUACACUCUCUCCUCUACACUCUCUCUCUACACUCUCUCCUCUACACUCUCUCCUCUACACUCUCUCCUCUACACUCUCUCUCUACACUCUCUCCUCUACACUCUCUCUUCUACACUCUCUCUACACUCUCUCUCACAUCUCUCUCUCACUCUCUCCUCUACACUCUCUCUCUACACUCUCUCCUCUACACUCUCUCCUCUACACUCUCUCCUCUACACUCUCUCCUCUACACUCUCUCCUCUACACUCUCUCCUCUACACUCUCUCCUCUACACUCUCUCCUCUACACUCUCUCCUCUACACUCUCUCCUCUACACUCUCUCCUCUACACUCUCUCCUCUACACUCUCUCCUCUACACUCUCUCCUCUACACUCUCUCCUCUACACUCUCUCCUCUACACUCUCUCCUCUACACUCUCCUCCUCUACACUCUCUCCUCUACACUCUCUCCUCUACACUCUCUCCUCUACACUCUCUCCUCUACACUCUCUCCUCUACACUCUCUCCUCUACACUCUCUCCUCUACACUCUCUCCUCUACACUCUCUCUUCUACACUCUCUCCUCUACACUCUCUCCUCUACACUCUCUCCUCUACACUCUCUCCUCUACACUCUCUCCUCUACACUCUCUCCUCUACACUCUCUCCUCUACACUCUCUCCUCUACACUCUCUCCUCUACACUCUCUCUUCUACACUCUCUCCUCUACACUCUCUCUUCUACACUCUCUCCUACCUUCUCUCUACACUCUCUCCUCUACACUCUCUCUCUACACUCUCUCCUCUACACUCUCUCUUCUACACUCUCUCUCUACACUACACUCUCUACACUCUCUCUCUACACUCUCUCCUCUACACUCUCUCCUCUACACUCUCUCCUCUACACUCUCUCCUCUACACUCUCUCCUCUACACUCUCUCCUCUACACUCUCUCUUCUACACUCUCUCUUCUACACUCUCUCCUCUACACUCUCUCCUCUACACUCUCUCCUCUACACUCUCUCCUCUACACUCUCUCCUCUACACUCUCUCCUCUACACUCUCUCUUCUACACUCUCUCCUCUACACUCUCUCUUCUACACUCUCUCUUCUACACUCUCUCUUCUACACUCUCUCUUCUACACUCUCUCUUCUACACUCUCUCUUCUACACUCUCUCCUCUACACUCUCUCUUCACACUCUCUCUUCUACACUCUCUCCUCUACACUCUCUCCUCUACACUCUCUCUUCUACACUCUCUCCUCUACACUCUCUCCAUAACACUCUCUCCUCUACACUCUCUCCUCUACACUCUCUCCUCUACACUCUCUCCUCUACACUCUCUCCUCUACACUCUCUCUUCUACACUCUCUCCAUAACACUCUCUCCUCUACACUCUCUCCUCUACACUCUCUCCAUAACACUCUCUCCUCUACACUCUCUCCUCUACACUCUCUAG